AUGAAAGAAAUAUUGAAAGACCUGUCUAAUGCUAUAGCCAAUGGAAGUGCACUCCAGGAUGAUCCGUGCAAGAACAUUGAAGAGAAAGAUGAUGCAGCAGAUGGUCCAAACAAAAGGGCGUGCCAAUACAUUGUUAAGGGCUUAAAACAUAUAUACGGCAUUGAGGGGAAUCCGCAAGGCACAGCUCAUCCCGAUCAUAAAAAAAAUGACAAAAUAUUUGAACAAACUAUGGCUUGUCUAAUACUAAAUGAAUACGGGAAACUUCUUGGGGAGAAAUCUUGUAUCGACGAAAAAACUAUAGUGCAGGCUUUUACUGCCGCUGCAAAGCUUCACACAACUGAGUGCAAGAGUGCGGAGAAUAAAUGUAAUCAAUGUAAUUGGGACAAAUGUACAAAUUUAAAAAGUGGAAAGGGUGACACCCAACGGCAAAAAAUAAAAGACGAACUCGAAAAGAAUGAAGACAUACAAAAAACUUUCACUACCAUACAUAAUUCAAGCAGUUUAUGUAAUCGCGUACAAUGUGUAUGGAAGAAGUGGUUUCCAAAUAGGGGAAUGCAAGAAACGAAUACGACGUACAUUGGUAUAUUUUGGGAUAAGGACGUCAACAAUCAACUGAAAAAUCUUUCUGGAGGCAUGCUCAAGCAGAAACCAGAUGUUGACAAGGAAUGUAAUAGCAUUCCAGGGUUAGAUAAUAGAAACAAAGAGGCUUGCAAGCUUAUUAUUGCAGGAUUAAAACAUAUUUAUGAAAUUGAAAGAGGUACACUGCAACCGGAGAAGAAGGACGAUGAAAAGGAGAAAAGGAAGAUAGACGAUAAUCUCAUAUUCCAUCGAACUGCGUCUUGUGUUUUAUUAAAUGUAUUCGCUGAUAGAAUGAUUGAUCAAACUAAGGGUCAGCUGUGUCCUAUCACAGAAGAAGAAAUUAAAAAAAUGUUUGAUAAUGGAAAUACACAAAGGGAUAAUUGGUGUAAGGGUAAGAAUGCUAAUGGUGGAAAGAUGGAAUGUGAAGUAUGUGAAAGGGUACCAAACAUAAGUUGUGAAAUAGGCAAUAAGAAGGAAUACAAUGUAAAAAACAAAAUGGAUGAAAUGUUCAGUGAUAAGGGGAAGAAUGUGGAAGCACAGAAUGUUCUAACUACUGUAAAUUCUAUAAAUAAUGCGUUAUGUAAUCGUGCAAACUGUGUAACAAUUAAUUGGUUUAAAGACCGGAAAAUUUCAGACAGGGACAAACAAGACUGGUGUACAUAUUGGGAUACGGACUUCAAGAAGAGACUGAUGGAACUAUCUAAAGAUAUGACCAAUAAUAGUAAAACUAUGGGGGAUGUGUGUAAGGGCAUUAAGGAGGGUAGUAGUACAAAUCCGCAAGCAGAAGAAAAGGCAUGCCAGUUCAUUGUUCGGGGGUUAGAACAUAUUUAUAAAAUUAACAAGUGUAAAGUAACAGAAAAAGAUCCAACGAAGAUAGAAAAGGAAGAAAAGAAGGCUGUUCAUAAUGUGCAGUUUGAGCAAGUUAUGAAGUGCAUUCUACUUAAUGAAUACGCAAAUAAAAUAACGCAAAAAUGUCCGGCGGUGCAGGAAGAUAAAAUAAGUGAAAUGUUUGAAAAAGGGAAUGCAAUGAUGGUUGAAUGGUGUAAGGAUAAGGGUCCGAAUGGUAAGAGUGAUUGUGUACCAUGUGAAAGGGAUAAAAACUAUAAAGAUUGCACACUAAACGUAGAUAAUGACCUAUGGAAUAAAAAACAAAUAAAUGGAAAAGUCUGUGAAGAGGACAAAGGUAAUCUAAUGAAAAAAGUGGAAGAACUGUUCCAGAAUAAUGAUGCCAAUAUAGAGAAAGCUAUGAAAGCAGCAACUGAUAUUUGUACAACACCACCAUCUCUUCAACCUCGUGCACGAUCUGAAGGGGACCAAGAACCAGCAUCCCCUCCGGAACCAGGACCACCGGAUGCAGCUGGACCCCAAUCUCCUGGUUCCUCCGGCCCUGGUGCUCAGCAACCUCAGGCACCUCAUUCUCCAGGUAAAAAUAAAAAAAAGAAGAAUUAA
Plasmodium coatneyi is the source of this 2028-nucleotide messenger RNA. RefSeq names its product SICA antigen. NCBI's taxonomy places the organism in Eukaryota, Apicomplexa, Aconoidasida, Haemosporida, Plasmodiidae. The transcript is spliced from 3 exons. The coding region runs from base 1 to 2028 and encodes 675 amino acids. The record is from RefSeq and is a predicted model, not a curated record.